Molecule: messenger RNA, 2220 nt
Organism: Neofelis nebulosa (Clouded leopard)
Lineage: Eukaryota; Metazoa; Chordata; Mammalia; Carnivora; Felidae
Gene: PHETA1
Product: PH domain containing endocytic trafficking adaptor 1
Exons: 5
Coding region: 672-1319 (215 amino acids)
Biological process (GO): receptor recycling; retrograde transport, endosome to Golgi; endosome organization
Cellular component (GO): recycling endosome; early endosome; trans-Golgi network
Source: RefSeq, a predicted model, not a curated record
GCUGUCCCCGCCUCCUUCCGUCCGAGUGGCGCUCUCCCGCGGCUGCGCCGGCCGGGCGGCCCCGGAGACAAAGCGCCGCCGCCGCCGCCACCGAGUGGGUCCCGGGCCAUGGCCGGGCCGCCUUUGGCCCCGCUUAUCCCGUCCCGCUGCCGCCGCCGCCUCCCUAGGUUGCUCCGCGAGUUUGCCAGUGGGUUUUCCUUGUUCUAGCCCAUUGGACCCACUCCACAGCCCAUUUGGCGGAUGAAGAAACUGAGGCUGGCGAAAGUGAAGUGACAGUCUUAAGCCGAGGGGACAGCUUGGCCCUGGAACCAGAGGGAGGCCAGGCUCCCUCUAGCUUCCUGCCUGGCCAUGGGCUGUUGAAUCAACAGCAGUGCCCAUAGCGGACUCUGAACUUCCUGGAAAACAGCAUGAGUGUGAGGAGAUAAGUAUUUGAGCACCAACUACAUGCCAGGCACUGGAAUCCAGGCAAAAAGCCCUCUGCCCUCCUAGAACAGGCAAAGACAACCCAGAUGUGGAAACAAAGGCCCAGAGAAGCUUAACGCUUGCCCGGGGUCACGCAUCCUGGACACUACAGAGCUGACAUUUGAACCCAGAGAAGAGCAAGCCGAGAUCAGACUGGGCAGAGGGCAGGGAGGCAAGCGGUGGCCUGAGAGGCCCCGGCCCCCGGCGCCAUGAAGCUGAACGAGCGCAGCCUGGCCUUCUACGCCACCUGCGACGCCCCGGUGGACAACGCGGGCUUCCUGUACAAGAAGGGCGGCCGGCACGCGGCCUACCACCGCCGCUGGUUCGUGCUGCGCGGCAACAUGCUCUUCUACUUCGAGGACGCGGCCAGCCGCGAGCCCGUGGGCGUCAUCAUCCUGGAGGGCUGCACGGUGGAGCUGGUGGAGGCCGCCGAGGAGUUCGCCUUCGCCGUGCGCUUCGCGGGCGCCCGGGCCCGCACCUACGUGCUGGCCGCCGAGAGCCAGGCCGCCAUGGAGGGCUGGGUGAAGGCGCUGUCGCGGGCCAGCUUCGACUACCUGCGGCUCGUGGUGCGCGAGCUGGAGCAGCAGCUGGCGGCCGUGCGGGCGGGGGGCUGCCCGCUGCCCCCGCGCCGGCCCCGCGCGCUCCCGCCCAAGGAGAACGGCUGUGCCGUGUGGAGCGCCGAGCCCCCCGCCGGCGCGCGGCCUGGCCCCGUGCCCCCGCCCCUGCCCCCCCGGCGGCGGGCCUCGGCGCCCAACGGGCCCCUCCACGCGGCCUCCUUCGCCCGGCUACACGAGUGGUAUGGGCAGGAGGUGAGGGCGCUGAGGAGCCAGUGGCUCAGGAGCCGGGCCCAGCCCUGAGGUCGCCGGAGCGGGGUGGGGGGCCUGUUUCUGGACGGACCCCAGACGCGGGCCGCAGCCUCACAGGCCCUGCCCCGAGAGAGACCCGGAGGCCUGGUCCCGAGGGAAAUCCGGUGGCCCCGCUCUCCGGGACUCUGCUCUGACAAGAUGCUGGGUUCUGAGGGCCGCUUUAGGGCUGGUGUGACUCCGCAGGGGCCACGCCCCCGAUUCCACCGAGGAUCCAGGGCCUGGGGGAGCCUCCUGAAGCCCGUCGGCUGGUUUCGGGGGAACUCUAGCCCCAGGCCGCGCCGGAGUCACCCGGCCAAGGCCUCUUGCUGGUAACGGGCCCCCCGCUGGGGUGACUGGGACUACAUGAGGAUCUGUGGCCUGAAAGGCGAUGCCCCCGUCAGCCUUGGGCCCGGUGGCUCCUGACUGGACCACGACGUGGACAGAGAGAGCCGUGGCUGUGCCACCCCACACCUGGGUUUGACCUCCUUUUGCUCCAGGCCGCCUGGCCGUCUCUGGCAGCAGUUGCAGAAGGCGGCGCAGGCGCAGGUUUUUUAUUGCGAGACCCGUAUGGUGAGAUUGCCUAGUCCCAAGGGCUCUUGGCUUGGAGUGGGGCCCGGGCCGGACUUUGCCCUGGGCGUCAGCCAGGCCUCGAGAAGGUACUCCUGGCGCAGUAGCUGCCCUGUGGCUUGGGCCAGGUCUGUGUCCCUGUGGCGGGUCUCACAUGCCCUCCUGACACUCCUUAAUCACAUCCUUCGUCUGCUUCUCCUGGAACUGGAGCCCGAGCCUGGGGUGGGGCCUCUCGGCUCACCUGACCUUGUCCAGUCCCGGGCUAGGCAGCCGUGGCCUGAACUGACUUUCCAGCAGGUUUCCCCAGGGAUGGGUGGCUGUGAGCUGACUCAGCACCCAGAAAAGG